Messenger RNA from Heterobilharzia americana, 1086 nucleotides. NCBI's taxonomy places the organism in Eukaryota, Metazoa, Platyhelminthes, Trematoda, Strigeidida, Schistosomatidae. The record is from the annotation of a GenBank genome assembly.
AUGACAAAUGUGAAUACACCAUCAAUGACGCCAGUAUCAUCAAGAACUUCAAUAAAUAUAUCAAAGCUGGCAACAUUAUUUCACAUUAGUCCUUCCCAGUUGAAUAUGCUUCUUCCACGUGUAUCAUGUAAUGAAAUAUCUGGAAUACUUCAUCGACUCGGUUCAGCCAAUACUGAUGCUUUAUUUCAAACAGUACGUAUUGAUAAUUUACUGGAAUCUUCAUUCUCGAAAACAGAUGCCACCACAACCACUACUAUAAUAAAAACAACACCACAGGCAAAUCAAAUUUAUUUUCGACUCAAAGAACAGACAAUAUGGUCUGAUAUUUAUGUGCAUAAUACUGAGAUGAUUGCCACAAACACAGGAAGACGAAUAUUUCCAUCAUUAUCCAUUGAUGUAUUUGGAUUGUAUCCAUUGGAUGAAUAUAUUUUCCUGUUGGAUAUGCUGUUGAUUCAACCGCAUAUAUUCAAGCAUCAAGGUGAUAGAUGGGUUGUUAAUAGUCAAUCCGAAGAAAUGAUCGAUUCUCAGUCAUUAGAAGGCAAGUAUUACAUUCAAGAAGAAUCACCUAAAACUGGGGCAUACUGGAUGGAAUCUGGUGUGAACUUCACUCGAGUCAAGAUAACAAAUAGUAAGGAAGUAAAACCACACAAAAAUUUGAUUCAUGUCAGCAGUAUGCAUUACUACAUCCCACGGAUUUCAGUUGCUCGUAUCAAUCGCCCGAAUGAUAACCCGUCAAACUUUUAUCAUACUUCAGUUAGUGCAUCACCAUUAUAUAUGCCUCAAUCAUACCAGUUGGAGCUGAUCGGUGCUUAUAUAAUACCCGGCACACAAUUCUACACAGUUACAGCCUAUCAAAAUCCAGAUGUUAUACGCAUCAAGAUUAACAAUAAUCCAUUUGCUAAAGGAUUUAGAAAUCGACAAGAUACUGAUGAGUUAAACGAAAUGGCAGUCCUGUCCAUGAUGAAUAUAAAGAAUAAAUAUAUCAGGUCAUCCUCAUCUUCAUCAUCACCAAUUCUACUACCGUCUUCAUCAUCUUCACUGACUUUUUCUAGGAAAACACCACAGUUAUAUGAGUCUGGAUUUUAA